AACCCAAUUACAAAUGAGAGUGUAAUCUUACCGCAUCAAAAUGCAGCACGUCACCUCUGAUAAUCGGAAUCAGAUUCCGAUACAGAUGCCAUGCUAAGCUUGCUUCCAUUCAUUCCUCCCUCCAAUUCCAAUCCAAUCUCCCUUUCCGUCUCUCUUUUCUGCAAAUUCAUUCCUCCCAUUUCCUUCUCAAAACGCCGCCUUUUUCUUGAUCCAACACCCUAAACCAAAUCCCUAACUCCUUCAUUCAUUUGUGCACACCAAGUUUGGCGCUUUUUAUCUUGUGAUGUCGGUUUCUCACCUCCUUGUAUUCUUUUUCGCCUAUUUUCCAGGAUUGGUCUUUUCUGCGGUUGUGACGCUGAGUUCCAUUGAGAUAUUCACAACGCAUGAGUGGCUGAAAUUCACCCCAACUGUGUAUUUCAAAUGCAACGGAGAGAACAAGACUGUGUUGCCUGAUGUCAAGAAAAAGAAUGUCAUCUAUGUCUUCAGGGGUGAAGAGUCUUGGCAGCCAUUGACUAAUUUUUCGAGCAAAAAAUGCAAGCGAUGCGGACUGUAUGAGGAAGACAAAAUUCUUGCAGAUGAUGUGUUUGAUGAGUGGGAGCUUUGUCCUUCCGAUUUCACUGCUCCUCUUGGCAAAUAUGAGUAUAUCAGUGAUAAAGAGUUUAAUGCUAGCCUUUUGUGCCCGGAUUGCUUACCUUUGUCUGGCGUUUCUACUGCCUCUCCACCUGUUGCGAAUGAUGAAAAUUUGCGAAAAGAAAAGCCUGCGAGACAAAGGAAGAAUGUAGCAGUUAUUGUAGUAGUAAGUGUUUUGGGAUCGGCCAUACUGAUUGUCGCAGCAGUGGGUGCAUUUAAGUUCUGGCAAAAGAGGAAGAGGGAGCAAGAUCAAGCUCGGUUCUUGAAAUUAUUUGAAGAAGGAGAUGACAUUGAGGAUGAGCUCCACCUCGAUCAUAUCAUAUGAUAUCGAGCAAAAUCUCUCCUGUACAGUAGGUUUUUCCUCUCACAAUUUUGUUUAUGAAGAUAAGAUGACAAGAGGUUUUACGGUUUCAACUGGAAAACAUUAUGUUAUUGUUCAUAUUCUCCUGUACAUAAUUAAUACCAUAGGGCUUCUUAGCUACUA
Molecule: messenger RNA, 1114 nt
Organism: Arachis stenosperma
Lineage: Eukaryota; Viridiplantae; Streptophyta; Magnoliopsida; Fabales; Fabaceae
Exons: 4
Coding region: 284-955 (223 amino acids)
Source: RefSeq, a predicted model, not a curated record